This is a messenger RNA of Orcinus orca (killer whale), 3482 nucleotides long. RefSeq names its product ataxin 7 like 2 (gene ATXN7L2). The transcript is spliced from 10 exons. The record is from RefSeq and is a predicted model, not a curated record. Lineage: Eukaryota; Metazoa; Chordata; Mammalia; Artiodactyla; Delphinidae. The coding region runs from base 38 to 2377 and encodes 779 amino acids.
GCGGCGGCGCCGGGGCGGGCGCGCGUCCGCGGCGGUGAUGGCGGUGCGUGAACGCGCGGCGGCAGCAAUGGCCGCUCUGGAGCGGCGGGUGCCGAGUCUCGAUGACUUCGCGGGACAGAGCUGGAGCUCGUGGGUGGAGCGGGCCGAGCUGCCCGCGGCCGACGGGGCUGAGUUGGAGGAGAGUAACAAAAACCUGAAGAAGUUGGAUGCCAUGACCCUCAUUAAAGAAGACAUGUCCAUCUUCGGGCACUGCCCUGCCCAUGACGACUUCUAUUUGGUUGUAUGUAACCAUUGCAGCCAAGUGGUGAAGCCUCAAGCUUUCCAGAAGCACUGCGAAAGAAGACAUGGGCCGCUCAGCAAGCUUUACGCCCGGGCCCCACCCCCACCUCCAGCCCCUGCCAGCUCUCAGAAAUGCCAUGUAGUGAACGGUCAGGGCCCAGCUUGUAGGGCCCCAGGUUCCACCAAAACCUCCUCCAGGGAGAAGGGCCAGGGGUCCCGGAGCCGUGGCCACCAGCCUCCAGAGAAGACCCAGAAGGACAACCUCUGCCUUUUCGUGCCUGUGGUGAAUCUGGAAAAGAUGUCCAGUGUCCCGAAGCCUGAUGGACACGGAAUCAGGGUGGCUCCGCCCUCUGCUUUCCUCAGCCAGCCGGCUGGCCUCACCAAGGACUCCCCUGGAAAAAACCCCAUGGCAUCCCCUUCUAAAGAACUUCCUGGCAGAGGGAGCAUCGAGAUAACCCCCAGCGAGGGCUCCAGUCACCGGGCUGAAGGCAGCCCGUCUGAAAAGGAGCCUGGUGGGGCCAGGCUGCCCCCUAAAACCCACCGGAAGAUGGCUCGGAAGGAGUGCGACCUCAACAGGCAGUGUGGGGUAAUAAAUCCAGAGACCAAAAAGAUCUGUACCCGCCUGCUGACCUGCAAGAUCCACUCCGUGCACCAGCGCAGGGAAGUCCAGGGCCGAGCCAAGGACUUUGACGUGCUGGUGGCAGAGCUGAAGGCCAACUCCCGCAAAGGGGAGUCUCCCAAGGAGAAGAGCCCAGGGCGCAAGGAGGCAGCUCUUGAGCGCCCCUCCCAGGAGCCCCCCUCCUCAGUCCAGGUUGUGGCAGCAGUGGCUGCUCCCAGCAGCACCUUCUCUGCUCGUGCCAAGCAGACCUACCCAUACUGUGCACUGCCCAGGUCCCGGGCCUCCUCUGAGAGUGAGUUGGAUGAUGAAGGCCCUUGUGGUGAUGGGGACCCAGGCCUGUUCCCCUUCCCCCUGCCCCGGGGUGGUGCCCAGGCCUCCAGCGAGGAGAGUGAGGAGGAGGGGACAUCUGAUGACCUCCACCUCCCCACUGACUGCCAUUAUGCAACCCGGCCCCCUCGGCCGCAGGCGUUCUGCACCUUUGGGAGCCGGCUGGUGAGUCCAGGAUGCUACGUGUUUAGCCGCCGGCUGGACCGGUUCUGCUCGGCACUGAGCUCUAUGCUGGAACGGCACCUCAGCUCACACAUGUGGAAGAAGAUCCCCCCGGCGGCUGAGCCUCCAUCCCACCUUGUCAGCUCCCCGCCAUCUGCUCCCCUGAGCCCAUCCUCUACGGGCAGCUGCCCCCGCCUUCCAGGCCCACCCCCCAGACCUGCCUGCCCAGCCUCCACGCCCCCCACCAAGGACAGCCUUGGCCCUGGCUACCCUGCAGGCUCCCCCAACGUGGCAGCCGCCUGCAGCCAGGCGGAGUGCAUGGGUGGGAGCCAGGCUAUCACCUCACCACUGCCUGCCAACACACCUUCCCCGUCCUUCAGCAAGCUCCCACCUUCCAAGGCCAGCAAGUCAUCCAAAGGCAAGGACGGGCUCGAGGUGGAGGCUCCUUCUCGAAAGCGAAAGUUAUCCCCUGGGCCCACCACUUUCAAACGGACCUGCGUCCUGGAGCCCACUGGAAAAGGCAAACCCUCUGGCUGCCGGGGCCUCUCGGCCAAGACUAAAACAGGCCUGGGCAUGGGGCUUAAUGGGACGGUGGAGCCAAGAGUGAAGCGGGCAGGGCCCCUGGACUGUCGGGGUUCCCCUCAUCAGCCCCCCACGCCAGUCAAGGCUUCUCAGCUGGACAGCCAGGGAGCGGCUGGACACCCGGCCAAGGCCCUGCCGACCAACUGCCUCUCUGAGGAGGAGGUAGCCAAGAAGCGGAAAAACCUGGCCACUUACUGCCGGCCAGUGAAGGCCAAGCACUGCCAGGCUGGUGCCCCUGCCGACGCGGCCUGCUCUGUGCGCCGCAAGAAGCCGGGUCCAGCCCUGGCCUUUGAGGAGAAGUGUUCUACACUGAAGGUACCAGCCCAGCUCCCUGAAGAGCAGGGGCAGGGAAGGGUCAGGAUGGAUGAGGUUGGAGUGCACAGGCACCUGACAAAAAGAGGUGCUUAAGUAAACGUCUUGCAGGGAAGGGAAGACUGGGGAAGUUGAGAGAGCGUUCCUGGGCCAUCUGCUCUAGGGAGAGGUGACCCCGGCUUUUGCUUGGUGGGCCUUCCCCUAUCCCCAGCCCUCUCCUUUGGGCUAAGGAGAUGUUGCCUCUGCCUCUCCCCCUUCCCCUGCUUGCUUUAAUCAAAGGGCCACUUUCUGAAUUGGCUGUGGCCCUCACUCCAGGACUUGGAGCUACCUCUGUUCCCUGAAGGAGAGAAAGCUGGACUCCAUGAGCUCUGAUAAGAAAGGUUUGGGCAGUGGGGUUGAGCUUGGGUCCCUGAGCUGUGGCCUAACACGCUGCGCACAGGCUGGGUGGGCUGGUCUUGUUCCUUGGUUUUGCCUCUGGGCAUCAGGGCAUGAAAGGGCAGGGACAUAACCCAAGGUCCCCGUAUGCAUGUCUGCCCAUCUUAUACAUAUACCCAUUGCCAGGUUUUGAGGUGGCAGGCAAGCUCUCCAGGGUUUCUGGUAAAGCCAGCAGCCAGGUUUAUUUGCCUCUUCUGAUGGGAGCCCUGGAGUAGCAUGCUAUGAGCUAUCCAUAUGACCUUAGCCAUUGGAGGUGGGAAGGGGAGAUGCCCUCCUGGUUUAGGCACUGGCCAGAUGCAUACCAACACCUUUGGUGCCCAUACGAGAGUAGUAAGUUUGACAGCUGCAUGGGGCCUGAGUGUGUUUUUGUCACACGUGUGCAUGGGUGAUCUCCAGGCUGCCUCUGCUGGGCUGGCAUUCAUCCUCCCUCUUGCCCAGCUUUACUCACAAGACCAGCAGGAGGAAAUCAAGCCUUAGCUUUUCUGGCCCACGUAGUUUGCUGGAUAGGAGGACAGUUAGACCCCCAGCCCGACCCUGUCUCUUGCCUCUUGUCUUCCUACAGUCAAAAGCCCAUUAACAAGAAAGUGCCUGCCCACUGCGAUGGAGCUGCCAGCACCUCCUCCCCUCCAGAUCCGGGCCCCAGGCUGCUGCCGCUUUUUAUAACUUUAUAUUAUUUUUUUUAAGAAAAAAAACUCUUUAAAAUACCUCAAGACUGUCUCCCUGUUCUGUUGCUGCUAAGAAAAUAUAAAAACAGAAACGUAGAAAA